Nezara viridula (southern green stink bug) is the source of this 313-nucleotide messenger RNA. Lineage: Eukaryota; Metazoa; Arthropoda; Insecta; Hemiptera; Pentatomidae. The record is from the annotation of a GenBank genome assembly.
AUGGCACCUGGCGCAGGGGGUUUCCUAAAGACCAGAACGGAUUCAUAUGACACGAAGGAAUUUCUUUCAUCCGGGUAUCCUCCUAUGGAAUCCAAUAUAAACUCGGGUUCUAUUGAGGAGGGAAACCUGUCGACAAUGGCCAAGGUCGAGCGAGUAGGGCAGUCAUCAGCUACUCCAUCCAGUCUUCGGCGGGCCGCCACCUCCGCCGCUCCUCCUCACAAUGGCCGGUCACCGGAGGAAAAUAGAACAAGAACCGAUCCGAUUGUGAUGGGUCGGCCGCUCUAAAUGAAGGCAUGUGCCUCCCGAUCAUUGA